This is a messenger RNA of Marmota monax (woodchuck), 6646 nucleotides long. RefSeq names its product amyloid beta precursor protein binding family A member 1 (gene Apba1). The transcript has 13 exons. The record is from RefSeq and is a predicted model, not a curated record. Lineage: Eukaryota; Metazoa; Chordata; Mammalia; Rodentia; Sciuridae. Gene Ontology annotation, cellular component: dendritic spine; cytoplasm; plasma membrane. Gene Ontology annotation, biological process: chemical synaptic transmission. The coding region runs from base 254 to 2770 and encodes 838 amino acids. Gene Ontology annotation, molecular function: amyloid-beta binding; protein binding.
GCCGGAGCAGAGCUGGGCGAGGGCGGCGGCGGCGGCGCCGGCGGCAGCGGCAGCAGCAGCAGGAGAAGAUGGUGGCGCUGGAGGUAGGAGCGGCUGGAGCCGAGCUUUAUUCCCAGGCUCCGCACCAUCGCUGUCAUUAGCGCCUACUGCUCCCGCGGGCCCGUGGACCCAGCUGUCAGGCAAGCCCCUUGGAGCAAAAUGAGAGCACAGUGAGCAGGCCCAGCCUCUCUCCCAGCCAUCCACGACGCCCACCAUGAACCACUUGGAGGGCUCCGCGGAGGUGGAGGUGACCGACGAGGCGGCAGGUGGGGAGGUCAACGAGUCAGUGGAGGCCGACCUGGAGCACCCCGAAGUGGAGGAGGAGCAGCAGCCGCCGCAGCAGCAGCAGCACUAUGCGGGCCGCCACCCGCGCGGGCGUGUGGUCGAGGACCUCCGCGCGCAGCUUGGGCAGCAGGAGGAGGAGGAGCGCGGUGAGUGCCUGGCGCGCUCCGCCAGCACUGAGAGUGGCUUCCACAAUCACACCGACACUGCCGAGGGCGACGUGAUCACCGCGGCCCGCGACGGCUACGAUGCGGAGCGCGCGCAGGACCCUGAGGACGAAAGUGCUUACGCGGUGCAGUACCGGCCGGAGGCCGAGGAGUACACGGAGCAGGCGGAGGCCGAGCACGCCGAGGCCACGCACCGCCGCGCGCUGCCCAACCACCUGCACUUUCACUCGCUGGAGCACGAGGAGGCCAUGAACGCGGCCUACUCAGGCUACGUCUACACGCACCGGCUCUUCCACCGCGGCGAGGACGAGCCCUACGCGGAGCCCUACGCCGACUACGGCGGCCUGCAGGAGCACGUGUACGAGGAGAUCGGGGACGCGCCCGAGCUGGACGCGCGCGACGGCCUGAGGCUCUACGAGCAGGAGCGCGACGAAGCGGCCGCCUACCGCCAGGAGGCCCUGGGCGCGCGGCUGCAUCAUUACGAUGAGCGCUCCGACGGCGAGUCCGACAGCCCCGAGAAGGAGGCCGAGUUUGCGCCCUACCCGCGCAUGGACAGUUACGAGCAGGAGGAGGACAUCGAUCAGAUUGUGGCCGAAGUCAAGCAGAGCAUGAGCUCUCAGAGCCUCGACAAGGCGUCAGAGGACAUGCCCGAGGCCGAGCAGGACCUGGAGCGCGCCCCUACUCCCGGUGGGGGCCGUCCCGACAGCCCUGGUCUGCAGACACCUGCUGGGCAGCAGCGGGCAGCGAGCACCGCCGGUGGCGAGGCAGGGCAGCGGUACAGCAAGGAGAAGAGGGAUGCCAUCUCUUUGGCCAUCAAAGACAUCAAGGAGGCCAUCGAGGAGGUGAAAACCAGGACCAUCCGUUCGCCUUACACCCCUGACGAGCCCAAAGAGCCCAUCUGGGUGAUGCGCCAGGACAUUAGCCCCACCAGGGACUGUGAAGACCAGAGGCCAGUGGAUGGAGAUUCUCCAUCUCCUGGCAGUUCCUCACCCCUGGGUGCAGAAUCGUCGAGCACACCCCUUCAUCCCAGUGACCCCACGGAAGCCUCCACAAAUAAAGAGUCAAGAAAAAGCUUGGCUUCAUUCCCAACCUACGUUGAAGUUCCUGGACCUUGCGACCCUGAAGACUUGAUCGAUGGAAUCAUUUUUGCUGCCAAUUACCUUGGCUCCACCCAGCUGCUCUCAGACAAAACCCCCUCCAAAAAUGUGCGCAUGAUGCAGGCCCAGGAAGCAGUUAGCAGGAUCAAGCAGAUGGCCCAGAAAUUAGCCAAAAGCAGGAAGAAGGCUCCUGAAGGCGAAUCUCAGCCAAUGACCGAGGUGGACCUCUUCAUUUCUACCCAGAGAAUUAAAGUACUGAACGCCGACACACAGGAGACAAUGAUGGACCACCCUCUGAGGACCAUUUCCUACAUCGCAGACAUUGGAAACAUCGUUGUGCUAAUGGCCCGCCGGAGGAUGCCCCGCUCCAACUCCCAAGAGAAUGUCGAGGCCUCCCACCCAUCACAGGAUGGGAAAAGACAGUACAAGAUGAUCUGCCAUGUCUUUGAGUCUGAAGAUGCCCAGCUGAUCGCACAGUCCAUAGGGCAGGCAUUCAGUGUGGCAUACCAGGAAUUCCUCAGGGCCAACGGGAUUAACCCCGAAGACCUCAGCCAGAAGGAGUACAGUGAUCUGCUCAACACCCAGGACAUGUACAACGACGACCUGAUCCACUUCUCCAAGUCAGAAAACUGCAAAGAUGUUUUCAUAGAGAAGCAGAAAGGAGAAAUCCUAGGAGUUGUGAUUGUGGAGUCUGGCUGGGGAUCCAUCCUACCAACCGUGAUCAUAGCCAACAUGAUGCAUGGAGGCCCCGCAGAGAAGUCGGGGAAGCUGAACAUUGGGGACCAGAUUAUGUCCAUUAAUGGCACCAGCCUGGUGGGCCUGCCUCUGUCCACCUGCCAGAGCAUUAUCAAGGGCUUAAAGAAUCAGUCCCGAGUCAAGCUGAAUAUCGUGAGGUGCCCUCCAGUGACCACGGUAUUAAUCAGAAGACCAGACCUUCGCUACCAGCUGGGUUUCAGCGUCCAGAACGGAAUUAUCUGCAGCCUCAUGCGAGGGGGAAUAGCUGAGAGGGGAGGCGUCCGCGUGGGACAUCGGAUCAUUGAAAUCAACGGACAGAGCGUUGUGGCCACCCCGCACGAGAAGAUAGUCCACAUCCUCUCCAAUGCUGUUGGGGAGAUCCACAUGAAGACGAUGCCAGCGGCCAUGUACAGACUGCUGACGGCCCAGGAGCAGCCCGUUUACAUCUGAGCGUGCCUGGCUCGCCCUCGCCGAGGCUUGCAUGGAGGACUCUCCUCAUCGUGGUUGUGUUUCUGUGCUGCAUCCAUGUGUCCGCUGAGACAUUUUCCUCUCGUGCCCAGCAUUUGGUCUUACACAGGAAGAGAAGAAUCCGCAAGGACCUCUUUGCUCUCUCUCUCUCCAGUUUGCUUCCCCCCCCCUUAAAAUCAGGAAAGUUUUGUAUGUGCUCCCUUGAGGAUAAAUAACAGCCCUCGUCCAUCAGGGAUAUGCCCAGGGCCAUCUUAUAGGACCUUCAAGGGUCCCAAGGUGGCUCUCACUGCCCAAGGGGGAUCAUCCUACCCCAAGAGGCACAGACUGCUUAGAAGGAACUCCCAGGGGCAGUGCAGAUGCUCCCUCAGCAGUGCCUAAAACUCAGUUGCUGAUCUCUGCUCUCUUCCUAUCUCUUGACAGGAAUGAGGCAGGAACAGGGACCAUCCCACAUCAAAGGUAUGCACUGUCCACCAUGCAGUUGGGGCCCCCUAUGUUAUCUCCACCCAGAAUUUCUGAGCCAACCUGCAACCUCUUUCAUAGGUAGUUUUAGUUUCUACAUAUACAUGUGGUCUAAUACAGGCCUCCUCACAUAAGGAUAAAGGGAGAAGUGACAGCCUUGGAUAGGCUGCCCUGGCACUGCAGAGCGCGGCAAUUCACCAGGCAAUUGAAGCUCUGCCAGGUGCCCUGAAGUCACUGGUCAGUAGAUAAUGCAGGCAGGUGCCAUCUGCCUCUCCGUAUAUUACACACACACGCUCUCACAGUAUCUCACAUGCAUAUUGCCCUGCCCUGCUCUCUACCACCAGGAAGGCAAGCUAAAAAUCUGGCACACAGAGCCCCUGGAAACCCACAGCCCCUCUCUGGGAGACCCCUUGCCCUGGCAGGGGUCAGGCAUGCAGAGUCCAAUCAGCCUUGUCCUGAGAGAGAUGCCGUCUCUGGCUGAGGCCUGGCCCUCCUGAUACCACUUGACUGAAAGUGUCUUCUCGGACUCCCCCACCCCUGUACACAUGGGGGCGGGGAAGGGAGGUAGGGAAAGGAGGCAGGGAAGGGAGGCUGGGAAGGCUGUACUAUCCUCCUAGAAGAGAGUGAUGGCAUGUUUCUGGGCCCCAGGUGAGACCAACCUCCUAGUCAUCAGGACCACCAGGCAGGAUGUGAUACCUGAAAGGCCAGAAUAGCCCAUAAACCACAAAAUUAAGGGGUCAGUAAUGACCUCAGAUUAUGCCUAAGAAUCCCCAAAUGUGUUCUGGAAAUAUCUCCCUGCCUGGUGGGUCUGAGGGAGCUUUCAGCUGGUGUGGAAUGUCGUGUUUGCAUCAGGUGCCCCACACUUCUGGAUUCUGUCUCAGUUCAGUGUGGAUGUUUUAGUAAUAUUAUUCUGAGCCAGUUUUCACUUAUUCUUGGUCCAAAGAGCUUUUUUCUUUCUUUUUUUUCAUGUGGGGUGUGACUUGGUUUUGUUUUCGUUUUGUUUCAUUCAUGACCUCAGUAGAGACAGGGGAAGAAAAACUAAUAUAUUUUGUAAUAUUAAUAUAACCCCUGUUCUCUGCAUCUGGGAUAUUUAUGUUGUGUCUGUGGAAAUAGGAAUUCAGAGAUCAAAUGUUAGGUAGGAUGUAUUUAUCUAGAGAACAGAGGGAUUUAAGGGAGAAAAGUGAUCAUAACAAGUUUAGAAAUAUGAGACUUCAGCCAGAGAACAAUGUCAUCCAACCUCCUGGACUUCCUGGACUUUGAGUUUUCUGAAUUAAAAAUCAGAAAAUCCAAAUGUUUGAAAGAAGUCAGCAGCUGAAGUCUCUGUUUUACUGUAAUAAAAAAGCCCCAAUGAAGGGUGGCCACCGGCUGCCCCCAAGUCCUAUAUAGGCAGGAGCUGCUACUGCUGUGGGGCACUGGCUGGGUGGGGCCAUGGGAGCCAGGAUGGGUGAUCUAGGACCCUGGACUUGUUUAAAGGAUACUUAACAGAAUGCUGCCAGGUGACAAGCCCAAGGUCAACCACCAUAAACGUGAGGAUCAGGAACCCCAGUCCUAAUUCUAUUUGCCUUUCCUAAAAUAAUCAAAUUUCAGAGAGUCUAGUAUUAUAAUUAAAUACUAAAGAGUCAGCAGUCCAUCUCUGCCAUGCCAGAAGAGACAGUGGGUAGAACAAGAAUGAAGCAUUAUCAACAUUUCAUACAGCAGAAGCCUUGGAAAAUCAUUGGAAGGGCUCUUGCCAGUCUGUCCCCAGGGUGGCCCCUUGGGGCACCUGCCCAAGCUCCUAGAUAGGACCAGAGAGACCUGCCUGCAAUUGGCCCGGGAUGGGAACUCCAGGAGCACAUCCCUGCCCAACCCCUAAGUAAUUACAGUGAAGUAUCUUCAUCCUAAGGAGAGAGAAAGAGAAAAUACUUUCUAUUCCUAUUGCACAAAAAAUGUUGGAAACUUCAAGAGGUGCUGAAAAGCCAAUUUGUAAGCUCUUCUAGAGGACUCACGUAUUUUAGCAUAAGAGUAAGAGUAUGUCUGCAUCACUUUCUGUUGUGCUAAUCAAUGUGGUUCCUCACACCCGAGUGGAAGCUGUUGGAGCUUGGUACAGGCCCGCCUCGCUGAAAUGUGUUCUUCCUCUGCUAACAUCAGCCUACCUGUGGUUAACCUCAGAAAUGGGAUCUCAAGUGUUAGUCACUCUGUGUCCGAAAGUCCCAAAAGAGGUGGUGGUCUCUUUCCCUUCUGACAUCCCAUAUGUGUGUAGUUACAUGUGUAAAUAUCUCAGCACCCACAUAGCAGGGAUGAUGUACGUGCAGAGCAGCCUGUCCCCAAAAUGCAAGGCACAAAAUUACCCUAGCCACUCUGGCCACUGUGCUGGGACAGGCUAGUGAUUCAGCUUUGGGGACGGGCUCCCAGAUUCACCUGUUCCUCCUGGUCUUCCCAGGAUGCACCAAAAUCCACCCUGCCUCUGCCUUCUCCAAUGGGGACUUUUCAGGGAGCCACCCACCAUCAGCCUUGGGUCAUGAGAGGAAGAAACCCCCCAAACCAAUGCCUGAAGCCCGUUUCCCAGGGGAUCCCCUCCUCCCUCUCCAGAGUGCGCUCAGCAGGGGUAGAGCACAUCCCAGGGCACCUUGUCCCUGUGCACAGGCUUGCUUUCUGAACAUUGCCCAUCAACACUGGCCUUCAGGGAGUCCAGAGUAACCUACUACCUCCCCCAUUGCUCCUCCUCCCUCUACACCCCCACCACACCCAACGCUCCCUGUGGCAAGCUAAUGAAAACCCACCCACCUGCAGAGCCCUUCCUGGGUCUCUCCACCCAGUGGUGUGGCCAUUACCAAUGUUUACAACCAAGGGCCGCCUCGUCCUGAUGUAUCAACUCUCACCUUCACCAGGCUACUUGUUGGUUAGUUUCACCUCCGUCAGCUCCUUCCCUGCUGGAGUCCACUUGAGCACUCAACCCUUGAUUUUAUUCCCCCCUCCAUCAAGGCAGUGUGUGAGGACUGUGUGGGAAUGAAAUCUCUUGUACAUACUUAGCACAGCACCUAGAGUAUGAACUUGUACUCCCGUUCAGUAAAGAGGGUGCAUAGAGCUUACUGUAAAGCGUGGGGAGAAGUAUUGUAUUUGUAACAAUAUCGUUCUUUGUAUACACAAAACUCAAUGAUCUCUAUAUAUAAAUAUAAAUAAAUAUAUAAAUAAAAUAUAUCUACACGUGAGCCUGGAAUGUUGACACCGCACACCCACUGAAUGUAUUUCCUCUUGACAGUCUGGUCACCGGUCCUGGCCCUCCCUCCCCUUCUCUGUACCGUGGCCGCAGUUGUCUGGUUUGGGGUUGUGAUGUAUUUAAUGUGCUAUCUCCUUUAUUUAACUGAACGCUAAUGUCUGUAUAAGAGUUGCUGCAACAAUAAACAAGAACUUCAUCUCUUG